UUCAUCUCUCUCUCUCUUGCACUCUUCAUCAUCAUCACUCCCACAUCAAUCAUCAUCAUCCUCCUCGUCGUCGUCCUCAUCCUCGUCCUCUCCAUCCUCUCUUUCUCACCUCCCACAACUCACAGUUCUCCAGAGCACCCCGGCGUUAGGUAUUCACAUGCCUCACGUCGCGUGCCGCUCGACCUAUCUCAACAGCCCCACUCCCCCCCUCGAUCUCUGCAGCCGACUACUGUCCAAGUCUUGAACGCGCCUCUUGACAUCUUGCCAUCACUCUACCACCUCUCCGGACACGUUGGACUGACGCAUCAUGUCAGACAGCAGCUCACGCCCGUCCAGUCGCCCCACCUCCCCCUCCUCAGCCCCUCCCCAGCGCCAUGUCUCCAACUCGCUCAAGGACCGCAUCGCCAAAUUCGAGAACUUCGGAGGAGGGUCGAGCGCGCCCGCUCCCGUCCCACGUCCGCUCGGCCAGGGAUCCUACUCUCGCGGUGGCCUAGUCGGAAAUAGACUCCCCAGCCUCGACCCAAAGACUGCCGGAAUCACCGGCGCAGCGGGUCCACGUCGCGUCUCGGAGCGCCGAGACCUUAUCGGCAACCGCGUCCCCAGCCUGGGCAAUGCCAAUGUCGCCGCCGCUCUCGCUCCACGCCACACGGGAGGUAGCGUCGGUAGCGUUCCAGGUAGCGCUACCACCCCUACCACGUCGACCCCGGCCGCCGCGACUACGGCGGCACUGGGGCUCGGCCGCCCCAACCUGCCCAAGAAAUAUGCAGAUGACGAGGCGUCGCAGCCCUCCUCUGAGCGCUCUGUCAGUCCCUCCGGCUCUGCCAAGGGCGAUUCCGUCAAAGGCGAGUCGACCACGGGCGGGUCUGGGCCCAGCUCGAUCAGCGGCUCGGCCUCCGUGGCUUCCACUUCGGUUGUUUCUGCCCCGGAUUCGACUCACUCGGGCUCUGCACCCACUUCGGCAACGUCCUCGCCUGCAACAUCACCCGGCGCCCCGAUCCCGCCACAGCUUCUCGUCUCCUCAUUGCCCACAUAUGACGAUGCUGGCUCGAUGACACCACUCUCGACCCGCGCCGAGGCUGGCGAGGACGCACCCUCCGAGUUUUCCAUGCCUACCACACCACAAGCAACUAACACCGAGCUCCCUCGCCCCGGAUACGACUUGGUUCCCGGGAAUCUUGCCCUCGCAGCCGGCCCGCAAUCGCAGGCCAUGGCCCCGUCUCCCAGCAUUUCCUCGUCACUCGUCUCGCAGUACGACCCCAAGUCUGAGGGGGAAGAGAGCGCCAACCUCAAGGACGUUAGCAAUGUCAGUACCCCUACCGGGACACCGCGUCAGGCGCACAAAACGCUUGAUGACGACGGGUCAAUCGCAGGCUCUGUGGCCGGCUCGACACGUGGUUCCACGCGUGGCCCAGAUGACCUCGAGGAGAAGGCGACCGCAGCCUCCAUCGACAGCGAUGACGCAACGCCAGAGCCGGAGGUUACAAAGUCCUCUGCCGGCACCAAGGCGACUGAGCUCGCUCCGCCACACGUACCAGCGGCUGCUGCUGCGGACGAGCCGGAGCCAGAACUGCUGUCGACGGUAGCUGCGACGCCCGUAACUCCGACGCCCAUGACUCCCACGCUUAUGACCUCUGAAAACGAUAGUGGAGCUGCACUCAGCUCUGGGCAGAAGAGCGGCUGUGAUACCACCCCGAGGCCAAAGACUGCCACCCAGUCCUCCCCCACCGCAGAAGCGCCCAAGCCUGCGAAACCCCCCGUACAGGCGCCCCUGUCUAAGGAGACGCUUACGAGAGAUGAGCAGCCUCCGACCGAGCAGUCGCCCGCGUCUGUGGAGGCAUUCAAGACGGAGGAGAAGGGGAAGGGCCCUUCAUCCGCUGUUUCCGCUGUCGCCGGAGUCGCUGCAUCUCUCGUGCUUCCGGUGGCGGCAGUGGCAACCGUCUUGUCGCAGAACGAAUCCGAGCCCUCUCCUUCUGACGCUGCUGGCGACCCUGCUGCUGUUGUUGAGCAUGGGCCAACUGCAGUUGCUGCCCAGAGUGCCGUCAAGCAAGGCGCAGAGGUGGAUGUGCCCGUUUCGAAAGCAAUGGGUGAAGCGACCGCAGCGCCAGCAGCAGCUGACAAGCCUGAUGAGGGGAUUGCUAAGGGCGACCAGGUUCAGCCUGUGCCGGCGACAGGAGCUGCCAUCACACCAUCCCUAGGGCCAGCAGCGGCCGUCGCCGAGCCACCUGUCCCCGAUGUCGAGGAGCUCGUAGACGCAGUUGAGGCCGAAGGAUUCGAGCUGGACCCACCUAAACCCGACAACGUGUCCGAUGUGACAACCAUUGUUCCUCGUGUCGAUUCUGAGGAUUCGUCGCCUUUUCCGUCCAGCGGUCUUAGGGACCGCGACGUCACCCCGCUAGGCUCAACACUCAGCAGUCUGAGAAUCGACGACACACCGCUUGACCGCGAGGCAACGCCCGUCCCAGACCACCACGACCCGUCGCAGCCGCCGCCCGCACUGGAUGACGACAGUGACAUUGUGAGCGUCUUGGGUGGGACGAUGAGUGAGCGAGGCGAUGAGCUUGCCUCAAACCGCUCCUCCAUGCCACCUGCUCGAGCUUCAUCUGAGCUGGAAUUUCGAUACGAAGACCUUCACGAGCGGUUUUUUCGCGAGAAUCAAGCUAAAGGAGAUGCAAGUACCCCUACCGAGAACACUGCCGGCGCGACAGGCGUCGUGGCUCCGGUCGGCACUGAGUACGAUGGCUCGAGUGCCGGGAAUCAAGAAGCGUCCAAAACCGCUCCGCCGCCCGACCGAGGUGUAACAGCUACUUCAGCUUCCGGGGGAGUUUCAGUCGCUGCCACCACCGCUGGGCAUUCUUUUCGUGAAAACAUCGGUACGACAUCGGCUGCUCGCGUGGAUGCGCGCAGCGCAGAGAGUGGUGUCAUGAGCUCCCUUCCCUCGGUGCCCACCACCGACCCCAACCGUCGCCCCGUGCAAGUGCACAUCGAGCCUUCACCCCACGGCGUCCUGUUUCAGCCGGCGGUGAACGUGCAGGCCCCCUCCCCGCUUGAUGCGACAUUUGAGAACGGGCAGCGCACGUCUAUCUCCAGCUCGUCGUCGGCCGAGACAUCGCGCGUUCCUACCCCAGCGCAUCCCGCGUUCCCCCGCGCACCGGGCAAUGACCUUCCGGACGCCGAGACACCAGCGCGCGGCGCCUCGCCGUCUGGAACGCCGACUCUGGCCUCUGGCGCCGACGGGACAAUGCACUCGUUCCCGCCCGUGCCCGACGAAGAGCACCCCUACGUUGAAGUACACGUCGAGCACCACCACGCGCACGCGCACGCACACUCGCACCCCGGCGGCAGCUAUUACCACAGAGUGCCGUUCCCACGCAGCGCGUCGGAGCGUGCCGUGCGCACAGUCGCCUUUUCGCCGCCCAAGCGUACAUCGUCGCUGCGCGCGCCGCUCACGCCGCCAUCUCAUGCGCCGUUUGGCGGCCGCAUGUCUCCCACGCCCGGAAGCAGCCCGUCGCCCAACCUCAGCGUGGAGAGUUUCGACCGGCCGCCAGGCUCGCGCAGCCCGGGGCGCAAGCGCAACUCGUUCUCACCCCGGUCGCCGUUGCUUGACGACGAGGACCCGGGAGACUUUGAGCCCGGAGAGGGAUGGGCUAUUGUGAAUCGCUGGGAGCCGUGGCGCAGCCCGUCGCAGCACAGCAUGUGAGACUUGUAGUGUACUGUAUGGUAGUAUGGCGAUAUGACAAGCAGUAGUGUGUGUCACCCGUUGCCACGGUGUGCUUGAGGUAUUGAACAAGACGGGACUGCACACAAAGACAAGACACAAUGCUAUGGUGAUACAGUGGCAUG
Cutaneotrichosporon oleaginosum is the source of this 3840-nucleotide messenger RNA. The record is from RefSeq and is a predicted model, not a curated record. NCBI's taxonomy places the organism in Eukaryota, Fungi, Basidiomycota, Tremellomycetes, Trichosporonales, Trichosporonaceae.